CGCAACACUUUCUCAUGUCUUAUACCAAUUACACUUUCAGGUGAAGCCACCGGAUCUCAAUAAUGUUUGGCUGCUCAGGGAACUCGCCGUGAGCGGCAACGUUUGGCUGAACCCCGAUUGCAUUGUGUAAGUCGAAUCCAUCUCGAGACAAUGGCCCUAGAUGCUCAAAGCAACUGGGAUGUUGAGAUGCCGCAGUUGCGACUGGAUGCGACUGGGACGGAGGAAAAACAUUCAUCAAUGAGGCCCCAUCAACCGGCCUUGGUCGCAACCUCGGCGUCUGGAAAAGAGAUCGAGCUGCCCUUAGAGGUAUUGAUCCAGAUUGUCUCGUACAUACCGCGUCGACAACAGUACCAGAAAACUUUAUGGGCAUGCUGCCUUGUAUCUCGCGCCUGGUACUCAGCAGCAAUUAUGUUCCUCUAUGAACGACCACAUAUCGGAGGUGGCAACUUCCAAGAAUUUGUCGCGACCAUAUGUCCAUCCAAAAACGCCCACAUUCGGAAGAGCCAGUUGGCGGGUAUGGUCAAGAUUCUAGAUAUGGGCUCACUUGUGCAUGACGGCAGCAAAAGCUUGACCGCACGGCUUCUUGGGAGGUUAAAAGGCAGCCUCGAGGAGUUCGUUGCUCCCCAGGCGUCCUUCUCGAUAAAUUCUUUCGCAGCUCUGGCCAAGUGCAAGAAUCUCAAAUUCUUGAAUCUUUCUCUGAUGUCAGCUUCCAUCUCAAUCAGAGUUCUUUUCCAGACUCUCAAAUCCUUAGAUAAGCUGGAAACACUCUUCUUCCCCCGGACUUCGAACCAGGAUGAGGGCUGUGAAAGCCCAUAUGAUUGGCCUCCGAAAUUGCAGGCGCUACAUAUCGCUGGAGGCGUUGACGAUUACUUUCUUCGCGUUCAUGCCACGAAUAUUCCUUCGUCCGUGGAAAGAAUUAGCAUCCAACAUUGUUCGCAGAUAUAUACUGAGGCUUUGCAAGAGUUCCUGUUAACAGUUGGUCCACAGUUGCGGCACCUGACUCUGCGACACCCUCUGAUUAAACUGCCGCCGGGGGUGCUUAAUGGCGUCCUACAAUGGUGUCCCAACCUGGUUGCCCUUCGUAUCAGUGUUGAUUAUGUCUCUGAUGCGUUGUUAGAGUCCAACGGAGUCAAAUGUCACCCUCUUCGUGUUCUGGAGCUCGACUGCUCAAAUUCUGCUGAUGCCGAAGUUGGCAUCUCACCAGAUUCCAUAUGGCUAGCCAUAGAUAAUGGUUAUUUGCCAGACUUGCGUAGCAUUAUAGUUAAUGCGCGGUUGGCAUGGCAAGCUACAGAACGUCUUCGGACUUCCGUUUCUGAUUUGGUGGAGCUGGUACAGGCCCGGGAACGAAAGAACCCGCUGAAGUUAACACCAGGCGUAUGGAGUGUUGUGUCGUGAAUAGGAGAAAUAUUCUGAUUGCCCCAUCGACCCCUUUGGUGAAAGCUCGAUGUUUCAUCUGGAUGCCAGGCAAUGAAUGUCCAGGUAAAUUUCAACAGCUGAAUAUAUGUAGGCUAUAUCUACGCCACUGGAACAAGGUAGGUCAUGAGAUGGACAUUGAUGUUACAUACAUUUAACUCCUGAAUCCAACAAACUUCCCUUUGUUCUGUAUGUGAUAAUCAUACUCUCUUCCCAUUCAAUCCGUGUCAUGGAUGCCUCUCUUUGACUUGUUGCGGGCGCUCGAUGUUGUUAGAGCAGGUUGCGAGUUCUCUCCCUCUUUAAUAUAAGCUUCUUCUCCCGUUUAGUAUUUGCCAUCAGUGCCAGGUAACUCGACAUACUUCAAACAGAUCAAGAGCCUGAAUAACAGGAUAGGACGCAG
Pseudogymnoascus destructans is the source of this 1813-nucleotide messenger RNA. RefSeq lists its product as uncharacterized. The transcript has 3 exons. Gene Ontology annotation, molecular function: protein binding. The coding region runs from base 151 to 1395 and encodes 414 amino acids. NCBI's taxonomy places the organism in Eukaryota, Fungi, Ascomycota, Leotiomycetes, Thelebolales, Thelebolaceae. The record is from RefSeq and is a predicted model, not a curated record.